UGCUAGCAGCAGCUGAGAACCAGAGGGAAGCGGGGCUAGCGGUUCAGUUUCCUGUGUUUACCCGAACAGGAGCACCGUCUCACGGGCUGUGCUGUGUAGCAUUAGGGGCGCUGCAAAAAAGCCACUGGAAAUAUGUUAACAUAAACUUAAAACAGAGGCUGACAGCGAGGACCACGGCACCCUGCCACAUGACCGGGACGGCGGGGUGAACCAAUUAGUUGGAGCAAGAUGUCUUUGUUGCUGAUAUGUUCCCUGGGAGCUUUAAUAGUCGGCAUCACCUUUCUCCUUUCCCUAAUCUUCAGGUGGCUUAUAUGCACCUUGGCAGUGCGAUUCUUCCAGAACUCACUAAACGCUGAGCUGAGGAUCAAGUCUGUCGGCCUGUUCUCGGUCCGAGGAAUAAGUAUCCAGUUUCAACCCCAGCACACUCUGGAAAUUGAUCGAAUAUGGAUCUCGAGCAAGCUGUUGAAUCCGGACUUGCCGAGGUACCUGGCCCUCUGUGUGGGGGAGACGCGGGUCAGGUUCGACCUGGAGGCUCCUCUGAGGGCCGUGGUGAAGAGGAGCGAUGUGGGGACCCCGGGGAAGAUGCAGAUCAACCCCACAAUGCUGCGCCUGCUCUCACAGCUGCUGUCCUUCCACAUGGCGUCCAUCAGUGUGAUGGUGCUGAACCUCUCCCUCUCGGAGUCUCUGUGGCACAUGACGGUCACCAGUCUCGGCCUGCUGCUCGACCAUCAGAGUAAACGGUUGGCAUGGGUCUUUACUGCUGGGCAGUUGAGCAGCAAGGUCCUCAAGAACAGCCAGAAGGACAUCUGUCUGGCGGAGGUGUCCCUGAGCCUGGGCCUGUCCGGGGACGUGGGCCUGCCGGACCUGAGGCCCCGCUCCCUGUCCCUGAGCGUGAGGAACCUGCUGGCGGAGCUCCACGAGGGGCUGUUCCUCAGCCAGCUCCUGCUGCCUCCGGCCCCCUCCGCGGGCCCCCACACGCAGGCUGCCGGCGAGAACGAGCGGUUCGUCCAAACUGAGACGGUGGAGCGUUUCCAUCAGCUCGUUCCUCAGAGCGUCAACGUGGAGUUUGAAAACACCAACAUCACCCUGUCCAUGCAGAGCCAGAAGAGACACCUGAACUGGACCCUGAAGUCUCUGAAGGUGGGCUACAGCCGGGACGAGGACCAGCCCGCCCUGGAGAGCUUCACCCCCCCGCUCUGCCUCCCCCACAGCAGCCUGGGGGUCAUUCUGGAAGAUGGCCUUCUACUCUCGCAGAGCCGACAGCGGAUCCUCUGCCUGAACGCUUUGAAGACGGACGUGAUGGUCACAUCAAUAAACAUCUCCGGCUCCGUCACAGUCAGCACCUGCAUCGUCCACUACCGUCACCAGGAGUUCUCCCAUUGGCUGGAUCUAUUUCCAUGGAAACAGCUGUUCCACAGGAAGGCAGCGCACAGGAAAAGACCAUUAGAGUAUCUGCAUGCCUUUCUGCCCUCCAGAUGGUUCCCCCGCCUGGACGCCCCACUGACGCUCACCUCCUCCGUGUCCAACGUCAACGUCUCCGUCCAGCUGGGGGACACCAACCCCUUCGCUCUGGGCUUCAUCUCCACCAGCGCAGAGCUGCAGCGCUCCGUGAACCAACAGGGUCCUGGUGCCACCCUGGACCAGGGGGGUCCUGGCUCCCCAUGCGUCCAGCAGCGGGCCUCUCUGUCCCUGGACCACUUCUGGUGGAGGGUGGGCCAGGGCUCCCACAUCCAGCAGGCCCCCCACCCCCCGGGGAAGCAUGUCUGGGGGGAGGCCCUCAUCCUGGACUGCCUCACCCUGAAGGGGAGCUACCUCAGCCCCCUCUCGGAGCCCCCCAGUCUCCAGCCCCCCAGCCUCAACCUGACCUCCAAACUGACCGGGCUGCAGGUGGAGCUCUCUGAGACCUGCACCCUCUGUCUGUCUCGCCUGCUCUCCCUCUUCAGCCUCCCGGCCCCCCGCGGGGCUGAGGGGGCCGGCUCUGCCUCGGCCUCUUCUGCUGCAGAUGACGCUGGUUCACUCCCCUCCUCCUCCUCCCCCUUCUCCUCUUUAUCCUCACCCCCCUCCUCCUCUUCCACCCCCUCGUCCUCCUCCUCCUCCUCUUCCUCCUCCUCUUCCUCCUCCCCCUCCUGCCCUCCCCCUCCCCUCAUGUUCAACAUGGAGUGUGGUCUGGAGGACGUCAAUAUCUUCACACUCUCCAACCUGGCAGGGGCGGUGUCUCUGCGUCUGGACGGCGUGGAGGUGCGCGGCGACCGGGGGAGCUCCAGAGUGUCGCUGGCCGGGGUCAGCCUGGCCCUGGUCAAGGUGCUGGUGGAUAACAUGGAGCCCUGCUGCCCCGCCGCCCAGACCCAGACCCCCGGCCCGGUCUUCAGCCUGAGCGCCCUGUCCUUCAGCCACCGCACUGACUCCCACACCCUGGAGAUUCAGUGCGACCAGGAGCUGGUCCUGGAGUGGACUCCGUCGGACCACAUGUUCCUGUACCAGCACAUGACCGAGGCCCACGCCUGCUGGCUGCUGCUCACUGGGGAGCAGGACGAAGACGGCUCAGUCCCUCCCGCGGGCUCGGAGACCGCUCCCCCUCCCGCCCAGCGGAGGGCGCUGUGUGUGAGCGUGGAGCUGGGGCGCACCCGCCUGACGGCCCACGUCAGCGAGGAGAACUACAUCCGGCUGCACACGGAGGCCCUCUCCCUCUCCAGGCGGGCGGGCUGCAUGGUGCUCAGGUCGCCGCUGCUGCUGAUGAACUUCGACGGCAACGACAUCUUCUCCUUCCAGGACCUGGACGCGCGCGCCGUGCAGGAGCCGGCGGAGACGCGCCCCCACCGGGAGUCCUUCCCCUUCCUGGCCACACCCCACAACCGGGCGUGGCUCUUCACCUGCCCCAGCGUGGCCGUGGAGUUCCCGUACCAGUACAACUUCUCCAACACCUUCGACAUGGCCGUGAGCGUCCAGAAGUGGCUGAAGAGCCUUCACCGGCCCGCUGCCCCGCCCACCGCCUUCGCCGCCGCCCCCCAGACCCUGCCCCCCGACCUGGUGUUCCGCGUGGGCCAGUUCUCCUUCGUGUUCCUGGACGACGUGUUCGAGAUCAAGCUGAGGGACAACUACGAGCUGAUGAAGGACGAGAACAAGGAGAGCGCCAAGCGGCUGCAGCUGCUGGACAAGAAGGUGGCGGAGCUGCGCAAGCAGCACGGAGAGCUGCUGCCCGCCCGCAAGAUCGAGGACCUGUACAGCUCGCUGGAGCGCAAGCACAUCGAGAUCUACAUCCAGCGCUCGCGCCGCCUCUACGCCAACACGCCCAUGCGGAAGUCCCUGCUCACCUGGACGGUGUCGGACCUGGAGCUGGUGGCGCUGGCCGACCGCUCGCUGCACGGGCCGGAGCGCGUCCGCGACCAGCUCAGGGACAUCGACGGGGUCAGCCCCUUCCCGCGGGACGGGCUAGCGCUGGUGGUGCAGUGGUGCCGCGCCGUGAGGUUCAAGCUCUCCGCCUACCUGGUGAGGAUCCGGGACUACCCCCGCUACCUGUUUGAGAUCCGGGACUGGGAGCUGUCGGGGCGCCUGGUGGGCACGGAGCAGGACGGGCAGACCCGGGCCCACCGCAAGCAGACCCUCCCGCUGGGGGCGCCCUGGGGAGACGUGACGGUGCACAGGAACAUGCCCCCGCUCAAGUUCUACUACGACUUCAAAUCCACCAUCUCUCUGUACACCAUCGUGUGGGGGCCCUGCUGGGACCCGGCCUGGACUCUGAUUGGCCAGGUGGCGGACCUGCUGACCAAGGCCUCCGUGGACCCCUCGCCUCAGCUGGCCUGGUGGGACAAGAGCCGCCUGCUGCUGCACGGGCGCUUCGUGAUGGACAUCGACCACGCCAACCUGCACCAGCUGGCCACCGAGGACCCGUACAACACGAUAGAGAACCUGCACUGGGAGUGGAACAAGGUGAACUACGACUGGAACCCAGGCCAGUUUGUCUUCAAAGGAGACAUGGACGUAAACGUCAGAACGGCCUCAAAGUACGACGACAUCUGCUUCCUCCACCUGCCCAACCUGUGCAUGACCCUCGACCUCCAGUGGCUUUGUCAUGGCAACCCCCAUGACCACUACGCCGUGACGCUCUGCUGCGCGGAGAACGUGGCGGACGUGACCUCGGGGCAGCCCCACGACUCGUACCGCGCCUUCCGCUCGGAGAACCUCAACCUGUCCAUCACCAUGGACCUCAACCAGCACUGUGGCACCGAGCCCUGCCAGCCCAGGAUGCUGUUCUACAGCAGCACCCUGCGCUGGAUGCAGAACUUCUGGGCCACCUGGACGGGCGUGUCGCGGCCCAUCUGCAGGGGGAAGCUGUUCAACAGCCUGCGGCCCAUCCGCAGGAAGCUGGGCCAGCACUACAAACAGCUGUCCUACACCGCCGCCUUCCCACAGCUGCAGGUCCACUACUGGGCCUCCUUCGCCCAGCAGAGGGGCAUCCAGGUGGAGUGCAGGAAGGGCCACAUCUUCCCCCGGGGGGCCCAGAGGCUCAUCCCACAGGCGGGCACUGUGAUGAGGCGUCUGAUCUCGGAGUGGAACGUGACCCAGAUGGUCAGCGAUCUGUCGGAGGUGACGGUGCACCUGAUGGCCUCUACCUGGGACGAGACGGCCGACCACCAGGUGAAGAAGACCCACCUGCUCAGCAUGUCCUCGCUCAGCUACCAGCGGCAGAGCAACCGCGUGGAGGAGGACCCCAGCUCCAAGGCGGAGGGCAACGCCUCCUACACCCACCGGCUGCGUCUGGUGGACCUGCGGGCAUCGUGGACCACCACCAACCGCAACAUCGCCUUCGGCCUGUACGACGGCUACAAGAAGGCGGCGGUGCUGAAGAGGAACCUCUCCACCGAGGCGCUGAAGGGGCUGCGCAUCGACCCCCAGCUGCAGACCAAGAAGCUCCGGCGCUCGCCCUCCAACUACUCCCCCAGCACGGCCCCCCCCACGCCCGUUCUGACGGCCCCCGCCCGCGCCGAGAAGAACCAGAACGAAGGAACCUCCAUGCUGCAGAAGCUGAUCGAGGAGAACGAUAAGUUUGUGGUGUUCUCGGAGGAGGACUCCGGGCUCGGUGAGCCGCUGUGCGGCAUCGCCGCCUCGCAGACCGACGACGUCUACAACCGCAACUGGUUCAUCGAGCUGGUCAACUGCCAGAUGAUGCUGCGGGGCACGGAGACGGCCGGCUGCGUGCUGGUGUCGGCCGCCAUGGCCCAGCUGCUGCAGUGUGAGCACCACCCGGCCUGGUACAACGACACGCUGAAGCAGAAGACCACCUGGACCUGCCUGCUGGACGGCAUGCAGUACUUCGCCACCAUGGAGCCCAACCCCUCGGAGCAGGAGGACCGGCAGCUCUGGCUGGAGGUGAAGAACAUCGAGGAGCACAGGGAGAGGAACCUGGACUCGGUGUUGGAGCUGAUGGAGAGCGGACAGGCUGUUGGCGGGAUGGUCAGCACCACCACAGACUGGAACCAGCCGGCGCAGGUGAACGACACGCAGCAGGUCCAGCGCAUCAUCUCGCGCUGCAGCUGCCGCAUGUACUACAUCGGCUACAGCCACGACAUCGACCCCGAGCUCGCCACGCAGAUCAAGCCCCCGCAGCUCCGCGACGAGCACGAGAAGGAGGACCUGCUCAAGAAGCAGGCCGGGGCCGUGGACACCUUCACCCUCAUCCACCACGAGCUGGAGAUCUCCACCAACCCCGUGCAGUACGCCAUGAUCCUGGACAUCGUCAACAACCUGCUGCUGCACGUGGAAACCAAACGCAAGGAGCACAGUGAGAAGAAGCAGAGGGUGCGCUUCCAGCUGGAGAUCUCCAGUAACCCUGAGGAGCAGCGCAGCAGCAUCCUCCACCUGCAGGAGGCGGUGCGACAGCACGUCGCCCUGAUCCGCUGCCUGGAGAAGCAGAUCUACUCCAACAUCAGGACCCAGCCCGAGGAGCAGAGUGGGGAGGACCUGCAGGAGGUCAACCUGCGGCUGCAGAACCAGCUGGACCAGGAGAAGACGGACAUGCAGAUGAAGAGCGAGGAGCUCAACAUCCUCAUCAGGUGCUUCAAGGACUUCCAGCUGCAGCGGGCCAACAAGCUGGAGCUGCGGAAGCCCCCGGAGGACGUGAGCGUGGUGCGGCGCACAGAGAUCUUCUUCGCCCAGGCCAGCUGGUGCCUGACGGAGGAGGACGGCCAGCUGGGCAUCGCCGAGCUGGAGCUGCAGAGGUUCAUGUACAGCAAGCUCAACAAGUCGGACGACACCGCGGAGCACCUGCUGGAGCUGGGCUGGUUCACCAUGAACAACCUGCUGCCCAACGCCUCCUACAAGGUGGUGCUGCGGCCCCAGAGCCAGAGUCAGUCCGGCCGGCAGUUCGCUCUGCGCAUCUUCAGCAAAGUGCGCCCCCCGGUGGGCGGGAUCUCGGUGAAGGAGCACUUUGAGGUGAACGUGGUGCCUCUCACCAUCCAGCUCAUGUACCAGUUCUUCAAGAGGAUGAUGGGCUUCUUCUUCCCGGGACGCAACGUGGAGGAAGAGGAGGUGGCGGACGAGGAGGACAAGUUCAGGCUGGUGACCACCGGGGUCCAGACGAAGGUGCGCCAGCUGUCGGAGGACUCCUUGGGGCCGCUGGGGCCCAGCAAGGCGGCGGCCCAGGGCCCCAACCGCACCGGAGUCCGGAGGUCCUUCCGGAAGACACCGGAGCACCCGGUGGACGACAUCGAUAAGAUGAAGGAGCGGGCGGCCAUGAACAACUCCUUCAUCUACGUCAAGAUCCCCCAGGUGCCGCUCUGUGUCAGCUACAAGGGAGAGAAGAGCAGUGUGGACUGGAAGGACCUGAACCUGGUGCUGCCCUGCCUGGAGUACCACAACAACACCUGGACCUGGCUGGACUUCGCCAUGGCGGUGAAGAGGGACAGCCGCAAGGCGCUCGUCGCCCAGAUGAUCAAGGAGAAGCUGCGUCUGAAGCCCACGCAGGGAACGGAGUCGCGCAAGGCACUGGAGGCCAAGCUGGACAGCAGCAUGAAGCAGCAGCAGCAGGAGGAAGACGAGAAGGCCCGCCUGCUCAUCGGCUUCAGCUCGGCCGACAAGAGCUCCAGCAAGAAGAGCAUCUUCAGCCGCCGCAAGUGAAGACGCUCCCCACGCCGCGACACCCGUCUGCCUGGAGGAACACGGCCUCGCGCGUUUUGGGGGUGGUGGUCGGGGGGGUCAUGGUUGGGGGUGUUGAUGAGGGUGGUGGGCAUGGUGGUAAAUGAGGGAGGUGGUGGUGGUGGUGGUGGUUGUUGUGGUGGUGGUGGUAGAUAUACGUGUGUGCGUCUCUGCUGGCCCAGGCUGGUGCGCUGGCUGCAGGUGUCUGGGUGGGGCUGUUUGAACUACAAAUGGUUAAAAUGCAAAAUGAGAACAUACAAGUAUUACCUGCAGAUGUUGAUGAUGAUGAUGGUCCCAAUACCGGGCUUUAACUGUGUCCGGGCGAUUGGGACAUUCCCGAAGUGGAAUGCUGACCAAAAACGAAACAUUCGCGUUGUCAUUUCAGUUGAAUAUGUUUUAAUGUGCCGCGUAAACUCAUCCCACAUAGACUCAUUACGUGUGUGUGUGUGUGUGUGUGUGUGUGUGUGUGUGUGUGUGUGUGUGUGUGUGUGUGUGUGUGUGUGUGUGUGUGUGUGUGUGUGUGUGUGUGUGUGUGUGUGUGUGUGUGUGUGUGUGUUAGCCGGAUGAAGCCGGUUCCCGCUGGCUGGGAACACAGCCUGUCUGAUCAGUUAGCAUGCUUGAAGUUUAUGGACACGUUGGAAGCGCUUUCAGAUCCUGUUUUCGAUCCUCAGCGCCAGAGUUUAGGUCUGGGGGUUCCCCUGCUAUAUACGUCACCUAUUACGGUGUUUGGAUUUAGUUUAUUUUGAAACUGAGAUAUUGAGGGAAUAAGAAUACGCCUGUAUGAUCGUCACUUUGACAGGAAGGGCUAUCGCUAUAAAAGUACCACAGAUUAUUUUAUUUUUUACUAAGAAAGCCCGUCUUUUCUGCCUUUUACGCCUCCUAUUUCAAACCGGUGCAAUAUACAUCAUGAACAGUGCAACGUAAAUAUAUAAAAUGAUAUAUAUAUAUAUAUAUAUAUAGAGAUAUAUAUAUAUAUAUAUAUCUAUACUUGUUCAAUUAUUUAUAGCACUUUGGUAGGUGAAAUUGAUCCUCAUGGAAACGUGUGGUGCGGCUAUCGGCUGAUGUUUUCUAAUUUUAAAACUAAAGCACUUUUUAUCAAAGUAUUUUCUGAUAUUUUUGUAAGCUGGUUGUUUGUUUUUAUGUGUGCUGCUGUGCCCGUUCAUCCAGUCACAUGUUAACCAAAAUCUAUGUUCGUCCCAACAUUUCAACCCAAACGGUUCAGUGCAGUAUAUUUGCGUAAACAUUGUUUGAAAUUUCCUGUUUCUGUCAAUAAAAGUGUUCCUGUGUCUCACAAA
Molecule: messenger RNA, 8426 nt
Organism: Gadus macrocephalus (Pacific cod)
Lineage: Eukaryota; Metazoa; Chordata; Actinopteri; Gadiformes; Gadidae
Product: bridge-like lipid transfer protein family member 2
Exons: 40
Coding region: 229-7113 (2294 amino acids)
Source: RefSeq, a predicted model, not a curated record